Dinoponera quadriceps is the source of this 3740-nucleotide messenger RNA. RefSeq names its product intraflagellar transport protein 122 homolog (gene Oseg1). Gene Ontology annotation, molecular function: protein binding. Bases 102 to 3614 code for a protein of 1170 amino acids. The record is from RefSeq and is a predicted model, not a curated record. Gene Ontology annotation, biological process: protein localization to cilium; intraciliary retrograde transport; non-motile cilium assembly. The transcript has 16 exons. NCBI's taxonomy places the organism in Eukaryota, Metazoa, Arthropoda, Insecta, Hymenoptera, Formicidae. Gene Ontology annotation, cellular component: non-motile cilium; intraciliary transport particle A.
CUUGGUAACCGUACGAACACAAAACAAAUCGCCCUAUGUCAUAACAAGACAGUAUUGUUGCGUUAAUUUAGUAAUAAACAAUCAUUGUUGAAUGUGACAGAAUGAGAGCACAUCCAGCAUGGGUCGACAAGGUACAAGACAAAUCGGAUCAAUGUAUAUACGAUCUUUGUUUUAAUCCGGAUGGUACGCAAUUGGUUGUUGCGUCUGGCAAUCAAGUUCUUGUAUAUGAGACCAAUGAUGGUGCUUUGGUUCAACCAUUAAAAGGCCACAAGGAUACAGUAUACUGUGUAUGUUAUGCCAAGGAUGGUAAAAAAUUUGCAUCAGGCAGUGCAGACAAGAGUGUUAUUAUCUGGACUUCCAAGCUGGAAGGAAUAUUAAAAUACUCACACAAUGAGGCUGUACAAUCAAUGCAAUUUAAUCCCGUUUCACAUCAGCUGCUCAGCUGUUCUCUCUCAGACAUUGCCUUUUGGUCUGCGGAACAGAAAGCUGUGCAGAAGCUCAAGUCUGGAGGGCGAGUCAAUUGCUGUGCGUGGACAAAGGAUGGACAAUACUUAGCCCUUGGUCUUGCAAAUGGAUACGUAUCCAUAAGAAACAAAAAUGGUGAGGAGAAAACAAAGAUCGAACGACAGCUUGGAGUACCAAUCUGGAGUUUAUCGUGGAAUCCUUUACGUGAUGACUCUACGGACAUUCUCUGUAUCGCCGAGUGGAAUGGAGUAAUCUCGUUUUACACUAUUGGCGGAGAAAUAGUCAGGAGAGAGAGAUCGCUCGGUUUCAUACCGUUGAAAGUGGUUCAUUUCCCGGAAGGCCAAUACCUUCUCGUUUGCGGCAGCAAUAAGCAAUGCCUGUUGAUGACCCACGACGGCAUACAGUUGGUCAGCGUAGGUUCUGCCUUCUCAUCGUGGGUAUGGAGCUGCGCCAUUCAUCCGACUGCUUCGCACGUUGCGCUUGGUUCUCAGGACGGUACGAUCACGUACUUGCAACUAUCCUGGAACGUCGUGCACGGCCUGUACGGGGACAGAUACGCCUACCGAGAGAACAUGACCGACGUGAUCAUACAGCAUUUGAUCACGAAUCAAAAAGUCCGAAUUAAAUGCAAAGAUCUGGUAUGCCGAAUCGCAGUUUACCGAAACAGGCUGGCCGUGCAAUUGCCGGAGCGUGUAAUCAUCUACGAGCCGUCCGGCGCCAGCGACGGAAUGCAUUACAGGAUACGAGAGAAGCUCAACCAGACGUUGAACUGCAAUCUGUUGGUUGUCACGUCGAACAAUCUGGUUCUGUGCCUGGAAAGGCGUCUGCAGAGCCUCUCGUUCACCGGGGUGAUAGAGAGAGAAUGGAUACUCGACGGGCUCAUCACUUACAUCAAGGUAGCCGGCGGCCCCGCCGGACAGGAAUGCCUGAUAGCCGGCUUGAAGACCGGCCACGUGAUGAAGAUAUACCUGGACAACCCGUUCCCCGCGCAUGUGACGCGAAUCGAGGACUCCGUGCGAUGCUUGGACAUCAGCUCCUUGAAGGAAAAAAUGGCGGUGGUCAGCGAAGCCGGUAUUCUCUCCGUGUUCGACCUGUGUACCGGCGAGAAACUGCAGGAGUUCCAGGACGUCAACAGCGUGGCGUUCAAUAUCGCCUUCGAGGACAUCAUGUGCUUCGCGGGCAAUAGUUACCUCGCGAUUAAGGUAGCGAAUUUCUCUGAAUACAGGCAGAAGUUCUGCGGCUUCGUGGUGGGCCACAACGGCUCGAAGCUGUAUUGCCUGAACGGCUCGUCCAUCGUCACGCUGGAAGUGCCGUUGUCACUGUUCAUGUAUCAGUACCUGGACAUCGGGCUGUACGGUCACUCUUACGACAUCGCGUGCUUAGGCGUAGCCGAAUCGGACUGGCUCGCCCUGGGCACUGCGUGCUUGGACAAUCUGGAGCUGAACAUCGCGUACUCGGCUUUCGCGCGGGUGAAGAAGCUGCGCUACAUAGAGAUCGUGUCGGAGGUGGAGGAGAAGCUGAAGUCGGGCGAAUGGGGACGAGAGGCGUGCAUGGCCACCGCGGCGGCCGCCAUGGGCAGACUCCGGGACGCGGCGAAGCUCUACCAGAAAGCCGGCCUGCAGCAAUACGCCUUGGACAUGUAUUCCGACCUGCGGAUGUUCGACAUCGCCCAGGAGUUCAUUGCCUCCGGCAACACGCAGGAUCGCACGGUGCUGCUGAGACGACGGGCCGAGUGGGCGAAGAGCCUGGGAGAGCCGCGCGCCGCCGCCGAGAUGUUCCUAUCCGCGGGCGACGUCGAUCGUGCCAUCAGCAUCAUCGCCGAGUACGGUUGGAUCGACAUGCUGAUCAAAGUAGGCAGGCAAUUGGACAAGGCGGACCGCGACAACCUGUCGAUGAUAGCGAAGAAGCUGAAGCAGCUGGGCGCCUCGCACGGCGCAGCGGAGAUCUUCAGCCGGCUCGGGGACGAUCCCGACGUCGCCGACGUGCUCGUGGACGCGCAGGCGUGGCCCGAGGCCUUCGAGCUCGCCGAGAGGAAUCCGAAGCUGAAGUCACGGGUGUACGGGCCGUACGCGCGGUGGUUGGCGGAGACCGGCCGGUUCUCCGAGGCUCAGGAAGCUUUCCAAAUGGCCGGACAACCGGAGGAGUCGAUACUGGUGCUCACGAUGCUGGCUAACAACGCUGUCGUGGAGAAGAGGUUCCGCGACGCCUCCUAUUUCUAUUGGCUCUUGUCACAGUUGAGUCUGAACCUGACGAAGAGCGCGGACGAGAUAAAGACGAUGUUCCUCAACUACUCCGACAAGGCGGACGUCUAUUACGCGUAUCACGAAGUGCACAAAUAUCUGGAAGAACCCUUCACGUCGCUGAUGCCGGAGGCGUUGUUCAACAUCUCGCGAUACCUGCUCAUGAAGACGCAGAACGUACGUUUGGACGGCGUGUCGAAGCUGACGAUAAUGUACAGUUUAGUGAAGCAAGCGCGGAUAUUGGGAGCCAACAAGUUGGUGAUGCAGCUGCUGGACCAGCUGCGCGCUAUGAGGAUCCCCGCGAAUCUCUUGGCCCAGGUGGAGACGUCCACGUUGGCCGCCAGGUCUUACCCGUACCGCGACCCGGAGGAGUUGCUGCCGCUGUGCUACAAGUGCUCCACCUUCAACCCGUUGCUGCCGACGAACAGUGUCUCCGGUAGUAACUGCACGCAGUGCGGCCUGAAGUUCCAACAUUCCUUCGUCAUGUUCGAAAUCCUGCCGCUGGUUGAAUUCGAGCUGGAGGACGAUAUCACGGACGAGGAAGCGGAGAAGCUGAUAGAGGAGCCGUUGCCUUCCGACGACGACGUCGCAGUGAGCGACCAGUUCACCGUGACCUCCAACGAGGCCGAUCUGUUCACCGUCCGCUUGAUGAGAUACGAGGGGAAAGCCAGCAGCUCGACGAUAAGUGUGGGCAGGGGAGUGUUGAAGAGCAUGGACCCGUCCACCGUGAUAAUCAUCAAGUGGCCGAAGCCCUUCAAGACCCGAUACUUCCGAAAUCUCUUGCCCGACCUCCAGAUCAGCCUGUGCAAGUGCUGCUUGAAGUUGUUUCAUUCGGACGACUAUGAGCUGGCGUUACUGCGACACGGACAUUGCCCGUUCUGUCGGGCGCCGAAUACCCCGGCAGGUUGAGGCGUCGUCGCAGGUCAGGAGAUUUCUUGUAGGAGAUCACGCGUACUUAUGCCAGGAAUCGUUAGAAAUGUUCUAUUGCUCUCCGUCCCGAGAUUUUAUCAUGAUCUUGUACAGUGUUUUGUUAAA